Messenger RNA from Triplophysa dalaica, 973 nucleotides. RefSeq lists its product as uncharacterized. The transcript is spliced from 4 exons. The coding region runs from base 113 to 973 and encodes 286 amino acids. Lineage: Eukaryota; Metazoa; Chordata; Actinopteri; Cypriniformes; Nemacheilidae. The record is from RefSeq and is a predicted model, not a curated record.
AUUUCUAGGCCAGUGCUGUACUAACAAAAAUGUGUAACCGCAGGCAGGCAGCGUAUGCAUCCUGUCAAGAGAACAUUUGCAAGCGACAUCUGGUCAGUGUGACACGAUUCGAAUGAAGUUGAAUCAAGCGAUGGCUCAAGAUUUUCAUUUAUUCGGUUUGUGCGUGUGGUUCUUCGUUGGUGGGUUUGGUGUUGAGAUGGAUGAGAUGAAGUCAGUGUCGGUGAUGGAAGGAGAAAAUGUCACUUUACACACUGAUGUUUCUGAAAUACAGAGAGAUGAUCUCAUACUGUGGAGGUUUGGAUCUGAAGACGUUCGUAUAGCAGACGUGAACAGAUCAGCUAAAAUCAUCUUCGCAUCUGAAGGAUUAAGUGAGAGGCUUAAACUCGAUCAGACGGGAUCUCUCACCAUCACAAACAUCUCCAUCACAGACUCUGGAGUCUAUAAAGCGCAGAUCAUUGGAAAUAAAGUGGCAAGGAAAACGUUCAUCGUCACAGUUUAUGCUCGUCUGACGGUUCCUGUCAUAACCAGUUACUGUCCACAAAACUCAUCAUCAUCUUCAGUGUCGAAAUGUGUGUUGUUGUGCUCAGUGAUGAAUGUGACACAUGUGUGUCUCUCCUGGUUCAAAGGAAAGAGUUUAUUGUCCAGCAUCAGUGUGUCUGAUCUCAACAUCAGACUCUCUCUACCUCUGGAGGUGGAAUAUCAGGAUACAAACACAUACAGAUGUGUCAUCAACAAUACCAUCACAAACCUCACACAACAUCUCAACAUCACUCAUGUCUGUCAGACCAAAUUCUUUUCAUCAGAUUGUGUCAAUUACUUGUCAAGCUGUGAAACCCUUGAAGCUUCGAUCCGAUUGGCCGUCUCUGCUCUGGUGGGCGUGGCCGCUGUAGCUGCUGUUUAUAUUCUGGUUCAUGACAUCAGAUCCAGAAGAGCUGAAGAGAAUGAAAAAGAUCAAACAUCAGUCAAACGCUGA